Messenger RNA from Penicillium chermesinum, 1269 nucleotides. RefSeq names its product glutamate-5-semialdehyde dehydrogenase. Gene Ontology annotation, molecular function: glutamate-5-semialdehyde dehydrogenase (NADP+) activity; NADP binding. Lineage: Eukaryota; Fungi; Ascomycota; Eurotiomycetes; Eurotiales; Aspergillaceae. Bases 1 to 1269 code for a protein of 422 amino acids. The record is from RefSeq and is a predicted model, not a curated record. The transcript is spliced from 2 exons.
AUGUCUUUGACCGAGUCGUCUGCGGUAGACGUUGCCCGCAGCGCAUCUCUUGCCUCCCGCCGCCUCGCAACGCUCUCGAACGAUGCACGAAACGAAGCCUUGACCGUCCUUCACCAAGCACUCAAUAAGAAUCGAAGCACGAUCUUAGCUGCCAAUGCGCGGGAUAUCGAAUUGGCCACCCAAGCUGCCAGAGAUGGCAAUUUAAGCCAGAGUGUGCUGAAGAGACUGGAUUUGUCUCGGCCUGGCAAAUAUGAUGAUAUGCUGGAGGGCAUAUUGAGUGUACGAAACUUGGAGGAUCCUGUGGGCAAGGUAUCACUACGAACCCAGUUAGAUGAGGGUCUCAGUUUAGAGAGAGUCAGCUGCCCGAUUGGUGUCCUCCUUAUUAUUUUCGAGGCCCGCCCAGAGGUCAUUGCAAAUAUCGCAGCCCUGGCUAUCAAGUCCGGAAAUGCAGCCAUUCUCAAGGGUGGGAAAGAAUCCACUGAGUCCUUCGUGGCUAUCGCGAAGGUUGUCGCGGAAGCCAUCUCUGCAACUCAAGUCCCAGUAGCAUCCAUCCAACUAGUCAAGACUCGUGACGCAAUCUCAUCCCUCUUGGCGCAAGACUCAGAAAUCGACCUAGUGAUCCCCCGAGGAUCAAAUGAACUUGUUCGAUACGUCAAGGACAACACGAAAAUCCCCGUCCUUGGACACGCUGACGGUCUAUGCUCUGCCUACAUUCACUCCGACGCCGACAAAGACAUGGCCGUGAAGGUUAUUGUGGACUCAAAAACCGACUACCCAGCUGCUUGCAACGCGCUAGAAUCUUUGCUCGUCCACGAGGACAUUUUAGGAUCGACUUUCCCGGCCGUAGCGGAGGCUCUUAUCGCCAAGGGCGUGUCAUUGCGCUGUGAUGAACCCUCUCUUACUGCCUUGACGAAGGUCUUGUCCGCAGACCAGGCCGCCAAGAUACAGCCAGCCACCGAGGCCGACUAUAACACUGAAUUCUUGGACUUGAUUCUGGCUGUCAAAACCAUCCCAUCCACUAACCCUCCAGCGGCAGCAGUUGAGGCAGCGAUCGCACACAUCAACGCCCACCAUUCAAAGCAUACCGACAUUAUUUUGACUGAGUCUCGAGAACUCGCAAAUAUGUUCAUGAGUGGUAUUGACAGUGCGGGCGUUUACUGGAAUGCCUCUUCCCGGUUUGCCGAUGGGAUGCGCUACGGAUUUGGAACGGAGGUAGGCAUUAGCACGAACAAGAUCCAUUCCCGGGACCGGUUGGACUGGAGGGAUUGA